This is a messenger RNA of Kogia breviceps (pygmy sperm whale), 5526 nucleotides long. Lineage: Eukaryota; Metazoa; Chordata; Mammalia; Artiodactyla; Physeteridae. The record is from RefSeq and is a predicted model, not a curated record.
CAGAGUGCAGUGGGCUCUGGUGGAGGUCGGGAGAACUGCAGGGCGAAGACCGCCGGGGGCUCCGCGGGCUGCCGGGGGGAGGCACUUGACACCGGCCGCGGGAGAGGAGGGGCCGCUGUCCCUGCGGCCAGUGCUGGAUGCGGGGACCCAGCGCAGAGGCAGCUCCAGGUGGAGCCACGGGAAGCCCAGCCCCACAGACAGCCUGAGGCCGCGUUUCACCCUCGGUGCCGGGAUCUAUGUUUAAGUUUUAACACUUGCUUACCAAGACCACGAUAAUUCCUUCCCCAGAGGCCAGCAGCCCCCCAGCCCCGCGCAGCCCCAGCCUGCCUCCCACCGCCCAGCUGCCCGCGAUGCCCGCCAGCGGCCCCGGGGACGCCAGCGGCCCCGCUCCGGAGCGGCGGGAGGAGGAGCGCAAGGAGGGAGAGGAGCAGGAGGAGGCUCGUGGCAAGGAGGAGCGGCAGGAGCCCAGCACAGCUGCCCGGAAGGUGGGGCGGCCCGGGAGGAAGCGCAAGCACCCUCCGGUGGAAAGCAGUGACACGCCGAGGGACCCCGCCGUGACCUCCAAGUCCCCGUCCAUGGCCCAAGACUCAGGCCCCUCAGAGCUGUUACCCAACGGGGACUUGGAGAAGCGGAGUGAGCCCCAGCCAGAGGAGGGGAGCCCCGCUGGGGGGCAGAAGGGCGGGGCCCCAGCAGAGGGAGAGGGUGCAGCUGAGACCCCGCCCGAAGCCUCCAGAGCCGUGGAGAAUGGCUGCUGCACCCCCAAGGAUGGCCGGGGAGCCCCUGCAGAAGAGGGCAAAGAACAGAAGGAGACCAACAUCGAAUCCAUGAAAAUGGAGGGCUCCCGGGGCCGGCUGCGGGGUGGCCUGGGCUGGGAGUCCAGCCUCCGCCAGCGGCCCAUGCCGCGGCUCACCUUCCAGGCGGGGGACCCCUACUACAUCAGCAAGCGCAAGCGGGACGAGUGGCUGGCACGCUGGAAAAGGGAGGCUGAGAAGAAAGCCAAGGUGAUUGCAGUAAUGAAUGCUGUUGAAGAAAACCAGGCGUCCACCGAGUCUCAGAAGGUGGAGGAGGCCAGUCCUCCUGCUGUGCAGCAGCCCACUGACCCCGCAUCCCCCACUGUGGCCACCACGCCUGAGCCCGUGGGGGCUGACGCUGGGGACAAGAACGCCGCCAAAGCAGCUGAUGAUGAACCGGAGUACGAGGACGGCCGGGGCUUUGGCAUUGGGGAGCUGGUGUGGGGGAAACUGCGGGGCUUCUCCUGGUGGCCAGGCCGCAUUGUGUCUUGGUGGAUGACGGGCCGGAGCCGAGCAGCUGAAGGCACCCGUUGGGUCAUGUGGUUCGGAGAUGGCAAGUUCUCAGUGGCAAGUGGUGGGUGUUCGGUGAGUGUGGAAGGCGGAGCACACGAGGGCGGGUUGUGCCUGCAGGUGUGUGUGGAGAAGCUGAUGCCGCUGAGCUCCUUCUGCAGUGCCUUCCACCAGGCCACCUACAACAAGCAGCCCAUGUACCGCAAGGCCAUCUACGAAGUACUGCAGGUGGCCAGCAGCCGAGCGGGGAAGCUGUUCCCGAUGUGCCACGACAACGACGAGAGCGACACUGCCAAGGCCGUGGAGGUGCAGAACAAACAGAUGAUCGAAUGGGCCCUGGGAGGGUUCCAGCCCUCUGGCCCCAAGGGCCUGGAGCCCCCAGAAGAGGAGAAGAACCCCUACAAAGAAGUUUACACAGACAUGUGGGUUGAACCCGAGGCAGCUGCCUAUGCACCGCCCCCACCAGCCAAAAAGCCCCGAAAGAGCACAACUGAAAAGCCCAAGGUCAAGGAGAUAAUUGAUGAACGCACAAGAGAGCGGCUGGUGUACGAGGUGCGGCAAAAGUGCCGGAACAUCGAGGACAUUUGCAUCUCUUGUGGAAGCCUCAACGUCACCCUGGAACACCCUCUUUUCAUCGGUGGAAUGUGCCAAAACUGCAAGAACUGCUUCCUGGAGUGCGCGUACCAGUAUGAUGAUGACGGUUAUCAGUCCUACUGCACCAUCUGCUGCGGGGGGCGCGAGGUGCUCAUGUGCGGGAACAACAAUUGCUGCAGGUGCUUUUGCGUUGAGUGUGUGGAUCUCUUGGUGGGGCCGGGAGCUGCGCAGGCAGCCAUUAAGGAAGACCCCUGGAACUGCUACAUGUGCGGGCACAAGGGCACCUACGGGCUGCUGCGGCGGCGAGAAGACUGGCCCUCUCGGCUCCAGAUGUUCUUCGCCAAUAACCACGACCAGGAAUUCGACCCUCCGAAGGUUUACCCACCUGUCCCAGCUGAGAAGAGGAAGCCCAUCCGGGUGCUGUCCCUGUUUGAUGGAAUCGCUACAGGGCUUCUGGUGCUGAAGGACUUGGGCAUUCAGGUGGAUCGCUACAUCGCUUCCGAGGUGUGCGAGGAUUCCAUCACGGUGGGCAUGGUGCGGCACCAGGGGAAGAUCAUGUACGUCGGGGACGUCCGCAGCGUCACGCAGAAGCAUAUCCAGGAGUGGGGCCCGUUCGAUCUGGUGAUUGGGGGCAGUCCCUGCAAUGAUCUCUCCAUCGUCAACCCUGCCCGCAAGGGACUCUACGAGGGCACUGGCCGGCUCUUCUUUGAGUUCUACCGCCUCCUGCAUGAUGCGCGGCCCAAGGAGGGAGAUGAUCGCCCCUUCUUCUGGCUCUUUGAGAAUGUGGUGGCCAUGGGCGUUAGUGACAAGAGGGACAUCUCGCGAUUUCUCGAGUCCAACCCUGUGAUGAUUGAUGCCAAAGAAGUGUCAGCUGCACACAGGGCCCGCUACUUCUGGGGGAACCUUCCUGGUAUGAACAGGCCGUUGGCAUCCACUGUGAAUGAUAAGCUGGAGCUGCAGGAGUGUCUGGAGCACGGCAGAAUAGCCAAGUUCAGCAAAGUGAGGACCAUUACUACUAGGUCGAACUCCAUAAAGCAGGGCAAAGACCAGCAUUUCCCCGUCUUCAUGAAUGAGAAAGAGGACAUCUUAUGGUGCACUGAAAUGGAAAGGGUGUUUGGCUUCCCUGUCCACUAUACCGACGUCUCCAACAUGAGCCGCUUGGCGAGGCAGAGACUGCUGGGCCGGUCGUGGAGCGUGCCCGUCAUCCGCCACCUCUUUGCUCCGCUGAAGGAAUAUUUUGCUUGUGUGUAAGGGACGUGAGGGCAAACCGAGGUAGUGAAACAAGGUUUAAACAAACAAACAAAAAACACAAAACACAACAAAAUACCAAGAACUUGAGGAUGGAGAGAAGUAUCAGCACCCAGAAGACGAAAAGGAAUUUAAAAACAAAACAAAAAAAACCCCACAGAGGCAGAAAUACCGGAAGGCUUUGCCUUGUAAAAAGGGUUGGACAUCAUCUCCUGAUUUUUCAAUGUUAAUCUUCAGUCCUAUUUAAAAACAAAACCAAGCUCCCUCCCCACCCUCCCACCCCCUUUUUUUGGGUCAAACCUUUUGUUUUCUACUCUUUUCAGAGGGGUUUUCUGUUUGUUUGGGUUUUUGUUUCUUGCUGUGACUGAAACAAGAGGGUUUAUUGCAGCAAAAAAAAAAAAAAUCAGUAACAAAAAAUAGUAACAUACCUUGCAGAGGAAAGAUGGGAGAGAAGGAAAGAAGGAAAUUCUAUAGAAAUCUAUAUAUUGGUUUUUUUUUUUGUUUUUUUUUUUUGUUUGUUUUGUUUUGUUUUUUUACUAUAUAUCUUUUUGUUGUUGUUGUCUCUAGCCUGAUCAGAUAGAGCACAAGCAGAGGACAGAAAGUAGACACUCAGGCGGCAGAGCUCCCUCCCAGCCACUGAGCUGUCUUGCCAGCACCAUUCCUGGUCAUGCAAAACACAACCCAGCUAGCAGCAGAGAGACGAGAACACCACACAAGACCCUUUUAUACAGUAUUCAGGUGCCUACCACACAGGAAACCUUGAAGAAAAAUCAGUUUCUAGAAGCCGCUGUUACCUCUUGUUUACAGUUUAUAUAUAUAUGAUAGAUAUGAGAUAUAUAUAUAAAAGGUACUGUUAACUACUGUACAACCCGACUUCAUAAUGGUGCUUUACAACAGCGAGAUGAGUAAAAACAUCAGCUUCCACGUUGCCUUAUGUGCAAAGGGUUUUAACCGAGGAUGGAGAAAGGGAGACAGCUUGGAGGUGAACUGUUACCGUGGUGGGGUUUUUUUUAUUUCCCCUUGGUGUUUUUAACAAGGUGAAGGAGGAGAAUUUGGGAACAGCAUUCUCCCGUUUCUCCCUGCCAAAAAAAGGGGGUGAAAUUCAGUGGUCGGGACCGUGGAAAGCUGAGAGUGGGAUCCAUCCAGGAUCAUGAGAUAACUUUUUGAUUUUUUUCGAAAAGGAGACUCCCUCGGCAAGACGGCAGGAUGAGGGGUCUUCCUUCCCAAUUUCUCACAUUAGCCGAUUCGAGGGCUCCUUGCGGUGGGGUCAGAAAAAAUCCAGAGUGCGGGCAAGCGACAGUUCAGACCCCACCUGGAGCAAAUAAAAAAACAUACAAAACGUACUGGUGCUUUCCUGUCUAAGUCGCUUUUUGUGUGUUCUUUUAUGAGGCCCCCACCAUCCACCCUCUGUGCACAAGGCGGCUUCCAGCCCCUGGAAUGUGAUGUUUUUGGUCAUCUCCAAAGGCUGCAGUUUUAUACUGGGAGGCUGAUGACACCUUUUGUUAUAAUUAUUCUUAUGGUUCUGGUUAUAAUUAUGUUUGUUUUCAGAUUUUCUUUUAAGAAAACAAAAACCCAACCCCCCCUCCCUUUAGGUUUCAAACCAAGGUGCGGGGAGCAGGGUGCUUCUAAGUUAGUGGUGGCCCUGGUGCCCUGGCUCCCCACCCCUCGGGCCAGGUGGGCCACCGGGCGCUGCGACAGCUGGGCGUCGGCCAGGGGGGUCCCCAAGGCCGGCCUUCCGGGCGCGUCCCUCUUCUCUUCUGCUUCCCUCCUCUCGAGUCACGUGUGUCAGGGCUGGAGGGAGGACCAGGCAUCUCUCUCUCCUCGCGUGUGUGAUUGGAGUGGUGUGUAUUUCUUUUCUAGUACUUGGUCUGAUGAUAGCUGUGCUCUUACCUCGAGUCAGCAGCACCUGGAGCCCCAAGUGCACGACACUUGGUUCCGCUUCCCGGCGAGGCAGGCAGCCUGGUGUUGGCUGUAGGCAGGGACGGCAUGUGUGGCUCCAGGGUGAGGGCCCAAUGGGCAGAUGCCUGCCUGGGUAGAUGGGGUGUAGAUAAUGUGGCAUAUAGAGAUAUAUAUUUUAUAAUGGGAGGGGGAAAUGGCACCUCCUGGGACUGGCAGGGCUGGGAGGUGUGCUGUCAAGCACAUGGUCCCACCUUCGCAUCCCUAGAAAGAUAGGGCCUACAGUGGUAGGCGCUAUAUAAAUACAUAGAUAGGGUCACGUAUAAGAAAUAUUUUGUAGUGGGGAGCGGGGGAAGGAGGCUCAGAACGCUGAGUCUCGGGCCCCACUGCAGACAGGCCCCACACCAAUCAGUCAAUCCCACACGCACACACAGGAACACGUUUCUCUACCGAUGCGUAACGAAUGCGCGUGCACAGACACGCACAC